Messenger RNA from Camponotus floridanus (Florida carpenter ant), 3333 nucleotides. RefSeq lists its product as uncharacterized. The transcript has 21 exons. Gene Ontology annotation, biological process: allantoin catabolic process. Bases 85 to 3333 code for a protein of 1082 amino acids. Gene Ontology annotation, molecular function: allantoicase activity. NCBI's taxonomy places the organism in Eukaryota, Metazoa, Arthropoda, Insecta, Hymenoptera, Formicidae. The record is from RefSeq and is a predicted model, not a curated record.
AAUUUUAGUUGAUUUAAAGCAUUCAUUGGAAGUAUUUAAGAGAACAGUCGGAAUCGUGCAGAAGACCAUUUCAAGAAACCUAAAAUGGAUAACACAAUUGAAUUGUGUGAAUUGUCAUCGGAAUCAAAUGGAGCAAGAAUUUUAUUUUCAACCGAUGAUUUUUUUGGUAUAGCUGAAAAUCUAAUUAAUGAGGUAGAACCAAAUAUUAAAUGUAGUCAUCCAGAUGCAUGGUUAACCAGAAGAAAACGAAGGAAUUGGAAACCUGAUUUUACAAUUAUUCAGUUAGCAGCAAGAGCUGAAAUAUAUUUCAUUUCCGUAGAUACUAUUUAUCUUACUGGCAAUAUUCCGGUCCAAUUUUCUGUACAAGCCUCCCAAUUAUUAACAACAGAUGUUGACACUCUCGAGGAGUAUCAAGAUCGUUUCAAUAGAAGGGGCAGACCUAUCACCAACGUAGAGCCGCAUAUUAGGCACCUUUAUUCAGAGACAUGGCCGUAUUUAAUCUCAUGGCAAACUCUAAAUUCCGGUUAUCCAUCAAUGAGUAAGAAGUUUUUUAUGAUACCAUCGACAGGACAAGAUUAUACUCAUCUGCGACUCAAUAUCUUUCCCGACGGGGGUAUAAGUAGACUAAGUGUUUACGGAAAAGUAUUGAGACCCAUACAUAUGCCAUCUCAAAAUUGGCUUAUUGAUCUUGUUUCGAAUAUUUAUGGUGGUAAUUGUAUAGCAUAUAGUAGUUGUUAUAACAAUACACACCCUAACAAUAUGAUCAAGCCUGGAGCAAGUCUUGCCAUGCAGGACGGAUGGCAAACUGCAAGAAGUCGUUUUAGAAUUGAUGAUUUCGCUCAACCAUUUAACUUUAAUCAGUUCGGGGAAGAAUGGGCAAUAUUUCAAUUAGGAUAUAGUGGUAAAAUUGCUUCUAUUAAGUUUGAAAUCUGCUCUCAAUGGGACAAACCGUACGUUGUACGAGUGCAAGGACUUAGAGAAGGCGUUACGUUAAAUAUAUUAAAUGAAAAUGAUAUAAAUAAUCCACCAUGGCAGAAUAUUAUACCGUAUACCUUUUCGGAACUAUACUGGGAUCUCAAGAAGAUGGAUGUAACAGAAUUGUGCGAAUUAUCAUCCGAAACAAAUGGAGCAAAAAUUUUUUUUUCAACGGAUGACUCAUUCGGUGUAGCUGAAAAUCUAAUUAAAGAAAGAGAACCAAAUAUAAACACAGUAAAUGUAACAUUUAAACCGGAUGCAUGGUUAACCAGAAGAGUACGACACGGAAUGUGCAAUUUUGUGAUUAUUCAAUUAGCAGCAAGAGCUGAAAUACAUUUCAUUUGCAUAGAUACUGCUUCUCUUGUCGGGGAUGUUGCGUUACUAUUUUCUGUGCAAGCUAAAUCACUUGUAACAGGUGAUGAGGUUUAUCAAAAUCGUUUUAAUAGAAUAGGCACACAUGCUAACCUCGAGGAAUGGUUGCGUAUUGCAGGAUUUAACUCACAGAGAUGGCCGCUAUUAAUCUCAUGGCAACCUUUAAAUCCCGGUUAUCCAUCAAUGAAUAAGAAGUUUUUUAUAAUACCAUCGACAGGACAGGAUUACACUCAUCUGAAGCUCAAUAUCUAUCCAGACGGGGGUAUAAGUAGACUACGUGUUUACGGAAAAGUGUUGGGAUCCAUUCCCGUGUCACCAGAUCGAGAAUCUACUAUUGAUCUUGUUUCAAAGAUUUAUGGUGGUAAUUGUAUAGCAUAUAGUAGUUGUUAUAACAAUACACAUCCUAAUAACUUGAUCAAGCCUACAUACAGUAUUAGCAAGAAAGACGGAUGGCAAACUAUGAGAAAUUUUAUGAGAUCCACUGCAGGCUUCCCACGUCCUCCUAUUCGAACUCGAUUCAAUCAGAUAAUCGGGGAAGAAUGGGCUAUAUUUCAAUUAGGAUAUAAUGGUAAAAUUACUGCUAUUUUAAUAAAUACAGUAGGCUUCAAAGGGAACAGUCCGUACAUUGUACGAGUACAGGGACUUAGAGAAGGCAUUAUAAUAAGUGAUAGAACUGAUAUAUGUAAUAAACCAUGGUUGGAUAUUGUACCGUUUACCAUCGUGAAUGAAGGUUCUAGCCAACAACUUAUUAUUGGAAAUGAACAUCAAAACAUAAGAAUGGCUUAUGUGAAACUUACGAUUAAACCGGAUGUCAGAACUAUGCAGGGAUCUCAUAGGAAUAUCUCAUCAGGGAUAAACAUAACAGAAUUGUGCGAAGUGUCAUCCCAAACAGUAAUUUCUUUUUAUAAUAAUGGGGCAUUAAUUUUAUUUGCAUCUGAUGAUUUUUUCGGUGUAGCUGAAAAUCUACUUCAACAGAGUGAACCAAUUAAGGACAAUUUAAAUAUAGCACUGGAUGCAUGGGUAACCAGAAGACUUAGAGAGCAAAUUCCCCAAUUCGUGAUCAUUCAAUUAGCAGCAAGAACUAUAGUACAAUUCAUUUGCGUAGAUACCACUUCUCUUGUCAGCUCCAAUGUUGCGCUUCAAUUUUCUGUACAAGCCCUCAAUUUAUGUUCAAGAGAACUUCCUAUUUAUCAAAAACGUUUCAAUGAAGCCACUCCUCUUAGCGUAGGCAGACGUGCUACCAGGGCUGAAUGGAUAAAAAUUAACAAACUUGAAUCAAAGGAAUGGCCAUAUUUAAUCUCACAACAACCUUUAGAUCCUGGUUAUUCAUCGAAGAAUAAGAAGUUUUUUAAGAUAUCAUCAAUAGGAAGAGAUUGCACUCAUCUGCGACUCAAUAUCUAUCCAGACGGGGGUAUAAGUAGACUACGUGUUUACGGAAAAGUGGAGCCCAAUCCAAUCCGAUCAUCACCUCAAAAUCCUCUUAUCGAUCUUGUUUCGCAGAUUUAUGGUGGUAAUUGUAUAGCAUAUAGUAGUAGUUAUAACAAUACGCAUCCUAAUAACUUGAUCAAGCCUUCAAAAAGUAUUAACAUUAAGGAUGGAUGGCAAACUGCGAGAAGUCUUAUUAGAUCUACAGAAGACUUCUCAGAUAAUCCAGAUAUAUCUGACUUCAAUAAGAUAAUCGGCGAAGAAUGGGCUAUAUUUCAAUUGGGUUAUAGUGGUAAAAUUGUUAAUAUCAUGCUCGAUACAACAUGCUACGAAGGGGAUAGUCCGUACGUUGUGCGGGUGCAGGGACUUACCAAAAUUGAUGAUACAACUGAUAUAAAUAAUAAACCAUGGCAGAAUAUUAUACCGUAUACCCUCGUGAAUGAAGGUUCUAAGCAAGAAAUUACUGUUCAACAUCAAAAUAUGAAAAUGGCUUAUGUGAAACUUUCAAUUAAACCGGAUGGUUGCAUAUCUAGAUUUCGAGUUUUUGGAUAUAAAUUUUAA